AUGUCUACCUUGAUGUUCUUCGUCUUUUACUUCUCAUGCUUCGCUCUUGUAUCCGCAUCCACUCUCUACGCCUCGCUGUUGAAUUCCUCCUAUGUCAAUCCGGUCUUCGAACAAUCGCGGUCGAACAUCGAAAGGGAUUCUGUAGCGAGCGUUCGACACCUUGUUGCUCAUGACGGCAUUGGAAAUGAUACCCAUUGGAAGGCUGACAAUGCUUGGACGACGGUCGCUCAGUGGGAUCUCCAGCAAAAGACACGGACGUUCUAUACCGACUCUAGCGAUGCCCUGGCCUACGACUCGAAGCACCAAUCUGGAUGCUUCGAUUUUUGGAAGGUGUCGCUCGUGGACUGCUUCAAUGACGAUGCUGCGUCGGCCGCGCUUGGGAGUCGGGAGGGAUAUGCCGCGGCUUGGUUCGACUGGUUCAUCGCCAACCACGGGUUCAUCAACGAAACAGUCAUCUCUGAAGGUUACUUGAAGGGCACGUACUACCUCAACAAUACAUUGAAGCCAACAUGCAACAGUCGCAACAUAUACGGUGGCAUACAUUGGCAGAAUGGCGUCCCUGGUGCGACAGACAAUAGCGCAGCCACAGACACCUCCAUCGACUCUGGCUCAACGAUCGACUACGCACUGCUUUCCAUCAAACUCUGCCGCACCACCGGCAACACCUCCUACUGUGAUCGCGCCUACGACGCCCUUCAGUUCUUCGAGAGAUUCUUCGUGGAUGCCGAAACAGGGUUCGUAAACAUUCAGUACUGGAGUCUUGUCAACCGUGACAGCAAUGACGCUACGAAGCCCUCGGUUUUUGGAGGCAAGUUGACGGAUCCGUACACUGCUCGUGGCAGCAAGGAGCAGGCGUCACAAUGGCAAUUGUGA
Molecule: messenger RNA, 873 nt
Organism: Zasmidium cellare ATCC 36951
Lineage: Eukaryota; Fungi; Ascomycota; Dothideomycetes; Mycosphaerellales; Mycosphaerellaceae
Exons: 3
Coding region: 1-873 (290 amino acids)
Source: RefSeq, a predicted model, not a curated record